Messenger RNA from Vicugna pacos (alpaca), 5115 nucleotides. RefSeq names its product protein phosphatase, Mg2+/Mn2+ dependent 1K (gene PPM1K). The record is from RefSeq and is a predicted model, not a curated record. Gene Ontology annotation, biological process: protein dephosphorylation. Gene Ontology annotation, molecular function: cation binding; protein serine/threonine phosphatase activity. NCBI's taxonomy places the organism in Eukaryota, Metazoa, Chordata, Mammalia, Artiodactyla, Camelidae.
GACGAAAAAUUCUCCAGAAUUUCCCGCGACGAGCCAGUGGCUGUUUUCACUGCUUGUUCCAGAGAUUGGAAACAUAGGCGAAGACAAUCUUAUUUACAGAAAGCCCCUUUCCCGCCCUCCGUUAGCUAAUUAAACUUUUUUUUCAGGGACAUUGCCAUCACGAGUUGCAUCAUUUUUCUGGAAGACCGUCCAUUAUUGCGCUAUUGACCUCUCCCUCAUUACCGAGGCCCCCUGGAGUUAUGUCAACAGCUGCCUUAAUCACUUUGGUUAGAAGCGGUGGGAACCAGGUGAGAAGGAGAGCACUGCUCUGCUCCCGCCUGCUGCAGGACGGCAGGUGGUUGACGCCUAUGUGCCACAGCUCCACUUCAGAGCCCAGGUGCUCUCGGUUUGAUCCUGAUGGUAGCGGGCGACCAGCCACGUGGGAUAAUUUUGGCAUCUGGGAUAACCGCAUUGACGAACCAAUUCUGCUGCCACCCAGCAUCAAGUAUGGCAAGCCAAUUCCCAAAAUCAGCUUGGCAAAUGUGGGCUGCGCCUCGCAGAUUGGCAAACGAAAAGAGAAUGAAGACCGGUUUGACUUUGCUCAGCUAACAGAUGAGGUCCUGUACUUUGCGGUGUAUGAUGGCCACGGGGGACCUGCGGCUGCUGAUUUCUGUCACACCCAUAUGGAGAAGUGCAUCCUGGAUUUGCUUCCUAAGGAGGAGAAUUUGGAAACUGUGUUGACCGUGGCUUUUCUAGAAAUAGAUAAAGCCUUUGCAAGGCACGCCCACCUGUCUGCUGAUGCAACCCUUCUGGCCUCUGGGACUACUGCAACAGUAGCCCUGUUGAGAGAUGGUAUUGAACUGGUUGUGGCCAGUGUUGGGGAUAGCCGAGCAAUUUUGUGUAGAAAAGGAAAACCCAUGAAGCUGACCAUUGAUCAUACUCCAGAAAGAAAAGAUGAAAAAGAAAGGAUCAAGAAAUGUGGGGGUUUUGUAGCUUGGAAUAGUUUGGGACAGCCUCACGUGAACGGCAGGCUUGCAAUGACAAGAAGUCUUGGAGAUUUGGAUCUUAAAACCAGUGGUGUGAUAGCAGAACCUGAAACAAAGAGGAUUAAGCUACAUCAUGCUGAUGACAGCUUCCUGGUCCUCACUACAGAUGGAAUUAACUUCAUGGUGAACAGUCAAGAGAUUUGUGACUUCAUCAACCAGUGCCAUGAUCCCAAUGAAGCGGCCCAUGCAGUAACUGAACAGGCAAUACAGUAUGGUACUGAAGAUAACACCACUGCAGUAGUAGUGCCUUUUGGUGCUUGGGGAAAAUACAAGAACUCUGAAGUCAGUUUCUCGUUCAGCAGAAGCUUUGCCACCAGUGGACGAUGGGCCUGAUCUCUGACUGGGACUUGGAGUUUCUGUGCAACAGUUUUCCACUGAGUGUGUCAAGAAACUGAUUAGAUUAAAAAGUCAACCAUACCGAGGUGACCCUAGGACUAACUAGACCAGUACACAAAUCAGUGUGAACUUAGUAACCGCUUACAUAGUAGUUUUUCAUAAAUACCCAUCAUAUUUAUGUUCAACUAACUGCACAUACUCAGUAUAAACAUAUGUGUAAUUCAGCUAUUGUGAGUGAGUCUCUGAGUUGAGUGAGCAAAUGAAAAAUGGUUUUGAUACACUUGCUGGGUGUGAAAGUUCUAAUUUUUAAAACCCCUGAUCUAAAACACUAAUCAUUGCCCCCAUUACAUUCUAAUUCUCAUUUUUAAAACUCUAAGGCAGCUAUGAGUUUCUUUUGAUCAUGUCUGAUCUUUUUUCGUUUGACCAGGUUCUUGCCUUCAAGUUCUUUAAAACUAGUUAAUAUUCUGACAAAUACUCAAUGUGUUAUCUGCAAGUGUUUAUUUUAAAUAACUGUACCAAGGAGUAAUUAUGAAAACUGAGUUCUCUGUUACUAUAUUUUGUAUUCUGGAUCACUUACUGGUAAAUGUAACAAUGCAAAAGAAAUCAGUUCAGAUAACAUGACACUGCUAAACUGUAUACAUAUGUACAACAGUGCACUUACGUAUUUUAGCUGUGUCACCCUGUCUCCACUGCCCCUACUCAAUUCAUUCCUAUUUUUCUGUAGCUAAGAAUGUUACAUAGAUAUGACUGUUCCUUCAUAUGAGAAAAGAAUGCCCAGGCCGAGAGUUCAUUGCUCAAAGCUACACAAAGUCAAAUACUGCUAGUAUCAAGCAUUUUGUAUAAAGUUGCCAUUUGUUAUCUCCAAUUCUAUGUUUUAUGUUCUGUGCAUAAUAUGUUUAUAUCACUUUUUAUAAAGAGUAAGCAAUUUGGAUAAUUUGUCGGUAAAAAUAAUCCCCUACAUUGACUGAUAAUUGCUACAGACAGCUUGAGGUUUAUGUCUCCUUUUUCUAGACUCGAGAAAGACUAAAUCUUAAAAAAGAAAAACUUCUUUUUUAGCUUGCUAUGUAACUGAGGAAUGUAAAACCAUAUUUCUUUAUAUCUGUGCAUAAGUUUGCCGUUAAAAUGUGAAUCUCUAAAUGUGUGUAUGGAAUUGUAUCUGCAGUUUAUUUCUGCAGACAGUGUAAAUUUGUUAUAUGUGUAGGUGUAUGUACAUAUGUAUAUUUUUGACUAAUAGAAAAUUAAAGGGAACAAUCCUAUGUAGCUCUUUCACCAGUUAGCUUUAAAUUAUUCGUAUGUUUAUCUCUAAGGACUCUUCAUAAACUGAGGGAAAUUUUAUUGUGGAGAACCAAUGGUUACUGGCAGAUGAGGAAAUGGAUUAAAAACAGCUGUAGGAGAUAUUCUGUGGUGGGUAACUUAUGUGGAAAACCUAGGAACAGAACCAGCAUGUUGAAGCUAUAUUGCUAUGUAGCGUCUGCAUAUAAAAUAAUAGGAUGUGAGAAAAAUACCGAGGGUUAAAAAUGACAUGGAGUUUUGUUGUAGGAACAAAAGAAAAAACAAAAAGAUAACAUUGAUGUACCUUCAACUCUUAGUUUUCAGAGUUGGCUUUUUUUUUCUUUUUUUAAUUUUCAUUUCUUUAUUAGAAAGAAGAGAGCACAAUAUAAAUAGUCCCAUUUCCUCCUCACCUGUUUGGGAAUGGAAGAAAAUAGAUCCUGAGUUUUCUUGCCUAUAUUAGUCAGGAAUUGUCCUUUGGAAAAAAGUGGUAAAAAAAAUAUUGCUUUUUUUUUUUUUUCAAGAAAGUUUAGUGAAAGAAAGAAAAAUGUUACAAGAAAGAAUAUGGUCUCCAAUUCAUUGCCUGGGAAGUGAUGAACCAAAGGUAGACUAAGAAAGCUGGAAAAGUUUCUUGUUGUUUCUGAAUCAGGUCUUGGGACAUAAAUAUGGAAGCUACAUUUAGGAGUAUGGAGAAUUUCCAAACUAACAAGAAAAUGGAAACUAAAGCACAAAAUGACCUAAAGCUGUGGGUUUUAGGGGGAGGAUAUAGCUCAGCGGUAGAGCGUAUGCCUAGCAUGCACAAAGUUCUGGGUUCAACCCCCAAUACCUCCAUCAAAAAAUAAUUAAUUAAAGCUGUGGGUUUUAUUUUUACUUCGAAUUCUUCACAUUGCUAUUCCUCUCGUUGACUUUAAAAACUAAGAGUGGAACGAUGUCGAGUUCAAAGGUCUAAGAGUCACUGAUGCAUUGUAAACAUUGCCAGGUGUGACAGAGGCAUUUGUGGGGCACGUAGGCAUUGAUCUGGGGUGGACUUUCCUCUGCUCAACCUGAAAGUUUUUAAAGCCCGAAACUAGUCAGCCUUGACUAACUGGUGUUUGUUUUUCAAGCCACAAUGUUGAAGUAUAACUUACAGAUUAUUGUAGUCCAUAAAAGAAGCAUAUUUUAUUAGGCUUCUAAAUCUAUUGCUGGGAAUUACACAAAUAGUAGUGGGGAAAAAAGGACUCUUCUGAAUAUAAAUUUUUAGUUACAACUGUGAAUUUGCCAUGUGGUUAUCACCAUGUGGGUACUGGUAUGCUGUAAACUACAUUAAUGUAAUUAAGCUUAAAUCAGUUGUAUUUAUAUUUGCCUUUCAUUUAUGUGUAGUAUAUAAAUCAUCUUUCUGAAAUGCGUUGCCACACUUUAUUUGCCAACAUUUAUUUGGCAAGAUAAUCUUAAAAUCAUUGUGAUUUUUCACAAGUAUAAAUUCUUAAGCACCUUAUGAAUCCAAAUAUAAAUACAGUCUUGCUUUCCAUCAACUGUUACAGACCCUUGUGUUAAGUGCUUCAAAAUUUUAUGCAUUUUUUUCUGGAAAAAAAGAAGUUUUAGAGGAAUCAGUUUUGAAUUUCUGUACUCUAUGAUGGGGACAUUUCUCAAGUUGCAACAUUUAAAAACUUACUUUGAAGAACUAUUAGCAUGUAAUGUAAAUAUUAAUUAUGUUUUCAAAGUGGAAUUUAAUUUUUUUUUAUGAAUCUUGGCAGAGAAUGAGUGCUCUCUUCAUCUAUGCUAACUCUUCAGUAUCAGGCGUGACAUUUCGUUUCCUUUCUAAGAAUGGACAAGGAGUUAAUUUAAUGGUAAUAAGAAAAUGCUUCAAAGCAGGUGAGGGGAAGGCAUGGUUAAAGUUUAGCAUCAGCAUCGAACCAUUAAUCACAAACAUAUCUUUGUAUUUUCUUUUAGUUGCUCAGUUGUUCACAUACUCAUGUCUAUGGAAAGUGACAUAAAAUUUUGGUUGGGUUACAUUUUAUUAUGUUUAUUAGAUUCAGUUAUCUAGAUGACUUCAGCAGAAAUAAUAAGUCAUGUAUUUACAAGCCAGACUGUGAUAACCUGCCUAUUGGUUCUGGCAUUUGGAAUGAGACCGCUUGACUCUCUGGCAGCUCUCUUUGGCUGUUAGUUGGUUGAGACAGUCCAUUGAUGGUCAUAUCGAGCCUUGCAGGCUGUGAAAUCAUGCUGUUAUUCCAGCUCCAAGAAUGACUCAUCUUCCACUGGAUUCUUGUACAGAAUUUUGCAGUUUGCUGUGUCCCACAUUAAUUUCUGCCAAAGUGCUCUCAUGUACAUUUGUUUUACAAUUUACCAAAGUACUAACUGAAUGCAUAGCACUUCUAUAGAGAGUUGAUGUCAUUGCUGCUUGGACCAUUGUUUUAAGUGUAUGUAUUAGAGUAACUGUAAGCAUACUAAAAUCACAUAUCUCUGUGUUCAAAACACCAUUUUAAUAAAGUACAUCCAUUAAACACUU